AGUCGAGGAGGGGAAAUUAAAGUAUUGAGAAGCCUCUCGUGUCUUCAGGCAGGUAGGCCGUCCCCUGGCGGCUGUAUGGUGUAACGUUACAAGCCAUACUGAACAAAGAUGGUGUCAAUCACAGCUGUGAGAACAUAAACACUUUCAUUGUUUUAUUUAUUUUAACUAGCCUCUUCAGAGCAGCAGUUUUCGAUCUUCGCGUCGUCAGCGUUCCAUAGUCGCAGCCCUGCAUUCCAAAAAAGAAGACUAGUACUUCACCAUGAGCUCAGACGAUGGUGAGAUGGAGAACCAGGCUGAGCUGGAGGAGAAGACAAGGCUCAUCAACCAGGUGUUGGAGCUUCAACACACUUUAGAGGACCUGUCUUCCAGAGUGGAUGGCGUCAAAGAGGAGAACCUGAAGCUGAAGUCAGAGAACCAGGUUCUGGGUCAGUACAUUGAGAACCUCAUGUCUGCCUCCAGUGUGUUCCAGACCACUGACACCAAGAGCAAACGGAAGUAAGGAGAACCUCUGAGAGGCCAGGAGGAGAACACCCCAGCCUGAUGGAUUAUUCAAAGACAUUUGAAGGGCUUUGAAUUAAAGUCACUCAUGGAGACCAUCAAAAUGACUGUUUACAGGUGCAUCUGUACCACAGGCCACACUGAUAUCCAUCUGUACACAUUGGCCAGGCCAGACUACACAAAGUGAAGCCUCAGUGAAGGAACGUCCUACAGGCUACAUAGAACCCCACUUACAAAAGUAACAUUAGCAUGAAAAAGGUCUGUUGGUAACAUGGAUAUGGCUAUCAUAGCAGUAAUGCCAGCUUUGCUUCAUCAUUAGUAGAAUGGCUAAGUGCUAACAGCUAACUAUGCACCCUUAGCCUACAGGGAGCUUUCCUUACUGGGAUAUUAAACAUUCUCCAUUAGGGCUGGACGAUAUGGAGAAAUCAAAUGUCACUAUAUUUCCGAUUUGAAUACCUCGAUAUUGAAGAUACUAUAUUGUAGGGUUGACUUUUAGUGCUUUCACAAAAUAUUUCAACAUGGGAAUUUUGAUAAAUAAUCAUCAGUAAUUCAGAUAUAAUGGGUAAUAGGUUAAAGCUAAUAAUAGAACAAAAAUACACCAAAAAGACAAUUGUUAAGUAUAACUAUAUCAGAAAUGUAAAUUACAAUCUAGUCUAAUAAAAAGAUAUUGAUACUAUAUUCAAAUAUUGCCCAGCCCUAUUCUCCAUUUCAUUCUAUUCAAAUGCAAAAUCAGCUCAAACUAAUGCUGCCCGAUUUGGAAAAAAUAGUCAAGUCGGCAACUAUUUUGACUAAUAUUGAAAUGUUGAUAGCAUUGACAAUUUUCAACAUUAUUAGCAAUAUCAGUUAAAAAAUAUAUUAGUAUGAUCAUCACAAUCUUUGUAAGAAGAUCUGUACCAAACCAGGAUUUUUUUAUUAAGUCUGUAGAAUACCGGAACUUAAAAUGUUUACAUAUUUAAACCCCCCCCCACAACCCUGUCCACAUUUUUUUUUAGAGCUAAUGCUUGCGUUGGACUACCUUUUGUUGGCGGGACGCUGUUGAUGGACCAUGGUGGGACAUCAUAUGUAACAGAAGUCUUCUUCCUCCCCAUUGACAGACACAGGUACAGCAGGUCUAACAUGUUCAUGUUUUUAUAAAGGUGCUGACCUCUCAAACAGAGGCCCCAGUCUCUGUCAUUUCAGUACAAUGUACAUUUUUGUUGCUGCUUCCGGCUAGUUUGGAGUAAAUCCCACUACUAAUAUAGGCUGUCACAGCCUUUAGCCAACACCAGUUGUCAAUUUGUAUUAAAACUGAAAUAAUGUAUUGUGUGUGUGUUUACCAUUAAACUGGCAGAUUAAUAAAUACAUCAGAUACAUGAUCUGCAUUCAUGUCAAACACAUGUAUGUCCUGUUACAUUUGUGCAAUGUUUACAUCAGAUUUGACUAAUUUAAUAAAGUUAGGAACAUUUUUGAUGAAA
Molecule: messenger RNA, 1952 nt
Organism: Trematomus bernacchii (emerald rockcod)
Lineage: Eukaryota; Metazoa; Chordata; Actinopteri; Perciformes; Nototheniidae
Product: short coiled-coil protein B-like
Exons: 4
Coding region: 260-499 (79 amino acids)
Cellular component (GO): trans-Golgi network
Source: RefSeq, a predicted model, not a curated record